Endocarpon pusillum Z07020 is the source of this 1791-nucleotide messenger RNA. RefSeq lists its product as uncharacterized. The record is from RefSeq and is a predicted model, not a curated record. Gene Ontology annotation, molecular function: ATP hydrolysis activity; ATP binding. Lineage: Eukaryota; Fungi; Ascomycota; Eurotiomycetes; Verrucariales; Verrucariaceae. Gene Ontology annotation, cellular component: mitochondrial matrix. Bases 1 to 1791 code for a protein of 596 amino acids. The transcript has 2 exons. Gene Ontology annotation, biological process: proteolysis; protein catabolic process.
AUGGCCUCGGUAGCGACCAUCAAUAUACCUCAGCAUGUCAGAUUAUCCUACAUUGCAUUAGCCAGGCGGAGCUUCUCAUCAACCUCCGCACAACAUUCUUCCUCUCAGUUCCACCGAUCCGACUUUGCCAAUCAGCCCUUCACCGGCGCCUAUGAGACUGGACUGCCCACCAGUGGUCCGCUGGGGGGCGCCUCGAUCCAUGGCGCCCCUCGGCUCACUCCCAAAAUGUUGAAGCAGCAUCUCGAUCAGUUUGUGGUAGGCCAGGAUCGGGCCAAGAAAAUCUUGAGUGUGGCAGUGUACAAUCAUUACCAGAGGAUACAAGAGAUACAACGGCAGGAAGAGGAGGCGGAAGAGUUGAUAGCACAGAGAGAACGGAGAGAGCGGCAUCCGGUAGAGGACGAAUUCCCGGGUCAGCAGCCGACCAUACGUCUGGGAGGCCCUCCUACAAGGGAGUUUGAAGGGAGAAUGCAUUCCCCUCCACUGCUGGACAUGACGCCGCUGACCAUUGAGAAAUCAAAUGUAAUGCUGCUUGGACCGUCUGGUGUUGGGAAGACGUUGAUGGCCAAGACACUGGCUCGAGUCUUGUCUGUGCCCUUCUCCAUGUCGGACUGCACUCCAUUCACCCAAGCUGGAUAUAUUGGCGAAGAUGCAGAAGUGUGCGUCCAUCGGUUGCUGGCAGCUGCCAACUACGACGUUUCCCGAGCCGAGAGAGGCAUCAUAUGCCUUGAUGAGAUUGACAAGAUUGCGACCGCCAAAGUCAGUCAUGGCAAGGACGUGUCGGGCGAGGGUGUUCAACAAGCACUGCUCAAGAUCAUCGAAGGUACCACAAUCCAGAUUCAGGCCAAACCAGAGCGGAAUGCUCCACGAGCUGGCGGACAAUCAAGUACAUACCUCACGCACAGUACCCUGGCCGGCAGCGGCUAUACCUCACCAUCAAACACAUCCUCCACCCAACCUUCAAAAGGCGAAGUCUACAACGUCCGCACCGACAACAUUCUCUUCAUCUUCAGUGGAGCAUUUAUAGGUCUACAGAAAGUAGUCAUGGACCGGCUGUCCAAAGGCAGCAUCGGUUUCGGCGCACCCGUCCGCUCCUCCUCGUCUCUCUUCUACUCGCCAUCCUCCUCCUCGUCAUCCAAACCAAAUUCCCACAACGAGCCCAUCCCCAUCCUUCCCGGUUCCGAGGAGGAAGCACUCUACAAAAAGCACCUUCCCUUCUUCACCCCCACCCAACCACCCCAAGACCAAGAUUCCUCUUCCGACCCAACCCUUCCCGUACCAGAACCCACCUACUUCAACCCCCUCGACCUCCUCACCCCGACCGACCUCCAAACCUACGGCCUAAUACCCGAACUCAUCGGCCGAAUCCCAACCACCGCCGCCCUCUCCUCUCUCACCCACAGUCUACUUCUCCGUAUCCUAACCGAGCCCCGCUCAUCCCUGACCGCGCAAUACUCCACCCUUUUCUCCCUGUCAUCUAUUGAACUCCGCUUCACUACCCCAGCCUUACACGUCAUCGCCUCCAACGCGCUGGUCAUGGGCACCGGCGCCCGCGCCCUCCGCACGGAAAUGGAAGCCAUCCUCGGCGACGCCAUGUUCGAGGCCCCCGGCAGUUCAGUCAAGUACGUGCUUGUGACGGAGAAAGUGGCGAGACGGGAAGAAGGGGCGGUGUAUUUCGGGAGGGGCCAGGGCGGGAGGGUUCGAAGGGGAUUGGGAGGAGAAGGUGAGAUUGAAGCGGGAGGGGAGGAGGAAAGAAAGGAGGAGAGGUGGAGAUGGGAGUGGGGGUAUAGGUAG